Messenger RNA from Rhodofomes roseus, 350 nucleotides. RefSeq lists its product as uncharacterized. NCBI's taxonomy places the organism in Eukaryota, Fungi, Basidiomycota, Agaricomycetes, Polyporales, Fomitopsidaceae. The record is from RefSeq and is a predicted model, not a curated record. Bases 65 to 271 code for a protein of 68 amino acids. The transcript is spliced from 2 exons.
CCUCGCGUCGCCGCACCCAACGCUUGCCUCCAGUCCUCCAUCUUCCCGGCGGAAACCUACAGACAUGCCUGCAGAGCGCGCUGGUUACACGGUGACGAUGUUCCUUAUCGACGUCGCACCGACAAUGGGCAAGCUCAGACAGGUCGAAAUUCCUAGCACGAAACCUGGAGAGUCAACCAUCGUAGAGAUGACAAAUCUGGAAUGGUCUCUGCAGUUUGUUAUGCUGAAGAUUCAGGAGAUGGUACGCACGGCAAAGUGUCCGCUUAGCUGAGGCUAGUGUUGUUGAGGGCCAGGCUCGGAAGCCCGAGCCUGGCCUAGCCCGGCCCAAGCCGGCCCUAGCAAGCCUGGCC